Molecule: messenger RNA, 936 nt
Organism: Auanema sp. JU1783
Lineage: Eukaryota; Metazoa; Nematoda; Chromadorea; Rhabditida; Rhabditidae
Source: the annotation of a GenBank genome assembly
AUGAACAAGUUGGCUGAAAGUUGGUUCACAGAGUUCUCUCCUGAUGAUCUCGCUAAAUUAGAAAACAAAGACUCUGAUGAUAAAUGCUUGAAAUCCGACGGUGUUUCCAUGGGUGGAGCUUGGCCCGGACAAGCUUUCUCUUUGCAAAUCAAAGAAGUUCUGUUCAAGGGAAGAAGCAAGUUCCAAGACGUUUUAGUGUUUGAAAGCGCUACUUACGGAAAUGUACUCGUGUUAGACGGAAUCAUCCAGGCAACUGAACGAGAUGAGUUCGCCUACCAGGAAAUGCUUGCUCACCUUCCUCUUUUUGCUCAUCCCAAUCCAGAAAAGGUUCUAAUCAUUGGUGGUGGAGACGGAGGAAUUCUUCGAGAAGUUCUCAAGCACAAAUCAGUCCAAUCCGUCGUCAUGUGUGAGAUUGAUGAAAUGGUUAUCGAUGUGUCUAAGAAAUAUUUGCCUGGUAUGGCUAGUGGCUUCAGUGAUCCAAAACUUAACCUCUUCAUUGGAGAUGGCUUCGAGUUUUUGAAGGCUCACAAGAAUGAAUUCGACGUCAUCAUCACAGACUCUUCUGACCCAGUUGGGCCAGCCGAAUCUUUAUUUUCCGAGAACUAUUACAGUCUCCUCAAUGACUCUUUGAAGGCUGAUGGAAUACUUUCAUCACAAGGAGAAUGUAUGUGGCUUCACAAGCAACUAAUCAAUCACAUAGUACGCUUUAACCGCCGUAUAUUCGAGAUAGUCGAAUAUGGAAGUGCUGCUGUUCCAACCUAUCCUUCUGGAUCGAUGGGAUAUCUCAUUUGCUCGAAAAAAUAUGACGUAAAGGUACCUGCUCGUGUUGUGACUGAUGAAGAAGUGGACCAGAUGAACCUACGUUUCUACAAUUCCAGUGUUCAUUCUGCGUGUUUCGCUCUGCCAACAUUUUUACGAAAAGCUCUUGAGGAAUAA